GGCUCGGCGGCGUUCGGUGCUGAAGUGGGGCGGAUGGCAGAAAAACAGCGGCGAUGGACAUUACACCGCAGGAUUCCCAUUUACGAUGUCGUUAAAUAAGCAUCUGGACAUCACGUUUUCACACCUAUCACCCUAGGACACUGACAGCCCAACAGAAAGGGAUGCUGUACUUUCACUGCUCCCUGUACUCUCCAGUCCAUAAAUGACCCUUUCACCGAGAUCCACGGCAGCGUAGGAGACGGCGGCGAGUGAAGCAAAAGGAGCGAGCGAAAUAAGGAAACAAGGACAGGAAGCAGACGUUUCACCUCAGCUCUAGUGUCCCUUUCUGUGCCUGUCGGUCAGGGAUGGUGAGAGCAGUAACCUCUCUUCCCUGUGGUGAAAAGAAGCUCCUCGCCUUGCCCUGCGUCUCCAGCAAGCCAAACAGCCUGUCCGUUAGCCAAACAGACACUAAGACAGUCCACCAGUCAGCCACUCCGUCAACCAGCCUGCUAUUGUCCAGCAACCUAUUACCUCACACCAUGACUGCUCUGUCUGACCUGUUUUUAGGAACUCACUAAUUCAUGCCCCGGAGUGUGAGUGGAGUGGAGAUGAGAAAAAGGCAGGCGGCACACAUCGAGGCCCCACCCCAGGCCCCUGGACAGCCCCGGCCCAACACCUGCUGCCUCUGCUGGUGCGGCUGCUGCAAGUGUCUCUGGAACGAAGACAGGAUGGAGAGGAGUGAACGACAGACCUGCACCAAGAUGGACAGUAUUGAAGCUGCUGAAGAACAACACCCCACUCUAGAGGAGUUGCUGUCGUGGUCACGGAGCUUUGAGAUUAUGCUGCGCUCGUUGAAGGGCCGGGAAGUCUUCCAGGAAUUCCUGCGCUCAGAGUACAGCGAGGACAACCUGCUUUUCUGGUUGGCCUGCGAAGAGCUGAAAAAGGAGAUGGACCCCACGGUGGUGGAGGAGAAGGCCAGGAUCAUAUACGAAGACUACGUGUCCAUAUUGUCACCCAAAGAGGUGAGUCUGGACUCACGGGUCAGAGAAGGAAUAAACCAGACCCUGGCGGAGCCCAGCAAUCUGAUGUAUGAGGAGGCCCAGUUCCAGAUCUAUACCCUGAUGCACCGCGACUCCUACCCCCGUUUCCUCAACUCCUCCGUUUACAGAGACCUCCUGGCCAACAGGAGGCGCACCUGCCUCGACACCUAGACUCCUCCACCCUCCCUCAUCGCCAUCGUACGCCAACGAGACUACUACUUAAACUUCAAAUACUACUAUGGUGCCAGAAGUCGGGUUUGGAAAAUCUCUCCCUCUUUUUUGAUUGAAAAGACUGUAUGACAUCCAAGAUAGCUGGUUGUUUUUUAUUUAUAUUUUUUAAGCAAUUUAUAUCCAGUUCUCCACUGGAGCCAGGUCGGCCUUUGCUGGUUGGUUAUUGGUCAAUUUCGGACCAUUAAUACUGGCCAGUGAUUGUUUUGCUAGCAUUUUGUGCUGUUUGUUACAGUUGACUGGCCAAACCGCCUGUCAGCUAUCUGUUGAAGUGGCCAACCUGAUGGCUGGCUGUUGGUUAACUGUGGACAAGGACUCCCCAGGCGGAGGGGACAGAAACAGAGAGAGAGAGAGAGACAGACAGAAAGGACAAGCCAACUGUUCCUGUACUGUAAUAUUUAAACCUCAUGCUUUCUACCCUCACUUUAAUAUUCUCCAACUCACUCUCUUUCAUAUUUUUUGGUUUUUCUAAUUCUGUCCCAUUCCUCAGAUGUUUUGUUUUUCAUUUCUUUAUUGUCCAAACUUGACACCUAGUUGUUGGUGGGGGUUGGGCCGUCUCUGCCCAUUUAACCAGUAGAAGCACUGGCUCUGCAUAUAACUCUCUCUCUCUCAACAGUAGCUUGACAAUGUAAGCCGCGGACUGCAACUAUUUUUUGAAUAUUGAGAUGUAUGAAGACAAGGGACAUGUCUCUCUGUCUGGCUGUCUAUGUUCAGUGAAGGGAAAAGGUACACUUCUGCCAAUUUAAAGCUUACUGCAGUUUUUUAUUGAGGAGAUUUGAUGGCUUCUGCAGCAGCAGCACAUACCCAUCCAUCCAUCCAUCCACCUGUCCUUCCAUCCGUCCGUCCAAGCACUUUCCUUUAGGAUUCUUUAACUGGGAGAAGUAAGGGCUAUAAUUGUGGUUGGGCAGCUACAUGUAUUACUAUUACUCAUGAACUUUAAACAAUCUCUCUCACUGAGAAAAUCACAAUGCCUUUACAUGUAAGGAAACGCAGCAAAAGUGCUGUUGGAUUUUUUCUGGAAAACAACCACAGUUUGUCCAACGAUCCCUACCUCCCAUCUUUUCCCCCUCACCCAUCCUCUUCCCUCCAACCCAGACCAUCACAGCCUGACAAGCACAGGUGCCCAAUGUGGGAGGGUGGUGUUGGUGGUGGUGGGAUGGGGGGGCACCACUGGAGAAAAUCAAAACAAACCCACAUUGACUCCAGUCAUCUGAAUUUUGAAAUUCUUGAGCAGAAAAAGAGGGGUUACCUUCUAGUGUUAAACAAUGAAUUGAGCGUUAUGGAAAGCUGGUUCUGCUUGGAGAACUUAAGCAGAUGCAGCAGGCACUGAUGUAAUUGGAAAGGUUACUGAGCCCUGGCCUUUGUCCGUAAGGCUUUAACUUUAGAUGCUGUAGUACAUGACAGUCUCUGGAGAUGAACGUCCAAUAUCACGCUGCAGAUACGUGACCCGGGUGCCAAAACAUUAUGUCAAAGAUGCUGUGAAGCGAUAUUAGAUGUGGCUUGUCACCAGACUUCCCCGGUCAAUCCGGUAAAUGUCUGUUGCUCCAGCAGAUGAAGCUGGGAGAGUGUAUGGCAGUCCUUCAGUUGGCUACUACCUAUUCACAACACUUUUUUUUUUUUACUAGAGCUAGUGAAGAGGGUUGGUAUAAUAAUGCUAACAUGCUACUGUACUGGGCUAGCGAAGAAGUUGCGUAGUAUGCCACAUGCUAGCCCUUUCAACAAGGCUAACUAGGUUUCAGCAUGCUGUAGGCAAGCAGUUAGCAUGCUUGUGCUAGCUAUGCUAAUUCUCCACAGCACUGCCAGCCCUCAAACACUCUGGUUUGUUUUUCUAAUCUGACUUUGACAGCAUGUGAUAAUGUGUGUAUGAUACAGUUACACACUUAACAGACAUUUUUUUGACAAAAAAAAAACCUUUAAGGGGGGUCUUGCCAAAUGUCCCACUAAUAUUUUUAGUAUAUUAAAGGACAUUUUGUUUUUAGGUGAUGUUAGCAUUUGAACAUGAACUUUGUUCCUGGCCUGUGGAUGUGCAGUAGAAAGUGCAUGAGUGCAGUAUAUGCUAUUUUUUUUAAUUAACUGGGCCUCCAAGUAUAUUGAAUAUGAUGGAUAUGAUGGAGCAGACCUCUUGGUUUGGCGGUUAGUGCUGUCUUAAAGUAUAAUGAAACAGUGCCGCUCCUCACUGAUAAAUGUAGGCAUCCAUGUUGCCAUCUCCUUCAACUACCUGAAGUUCACGUGCCAAGUUUGGUCUAGAUUAAAUUUAAGAGUAGACAGUGCAGGAUGUCUAGCAGACUAUUGAAGUGCAAUUGGAUGUAGUUAGUGAUUAUAGACUGGAGUCUGUUUAAAGCAGUGUGCCACUAUGUUAGAUUGGUUUUGAAUUGUCAGAAGGUUAUCUUAUACUCUUAUAAAUGACUUACCACAACACCUUGUUUUAAUGCCACUGUUGGAUUGCUCAAGAAACUGGCUGCCUCUGGUUGGCAAGUUUUAUUAGAGGAACUAAAUAAGGAAACAUGGGAUUUUGAGUUUUCCUCUAGACUCAUUUUCACUUUCAAUGUUAAAAAUGCUAACUGGAUGAAACUUCCAGUUCAAAACCAAUCAUAUUACUACAAAAGCUUUCAGUCGUGCAGUAUGGGUUAUAAAUUUGUAGGAUUCACACUGUAAAGUCAAGAAGGCAAGUCUACACCAAUAAUCACCAAACAGUUUUACAAUGUUUCUUAUUGAAAAUAUACUAUGUUUAACUGUUGGCAAUGCAGGACUCACAUGCAGACUACAUUCGUACCCACAAAGACUUGAUUGAUAUUGCUUUGCUGCUUUAAUGAAGAGCUGUGCAUGCAUGCGCUCAUUUGAUCAGAAGCAGAGGAAUACGGAGUAAUUAACCAAUUCUCAAUUUUCACACUUACUUCUUGGAGCAGUUUUCAUUUCCAGGAAACAUAAGCAUUUUAGACGAUACAUUUGGAUGACUCUGUAACUUUUUGACUCAGUAGAAGAAUCAUAAAGCUCUCUUGCAGACAAAUCCCUCUUCUGCAUAGUACAGCCAUGUUUCCUUGUCGCUGAGUCUAUACAGUAAUUAACACGAGAAUGUUUCACCAAGAACCAGAUAAUGAAAUCAUGGUGCAAUUAAACCAAGUUUACAUUUAUAAAUUGUGAGAUGUGUGUACCUUAUUAAAUAAUCGUAACAGUGGGCAGUAUACUGUCCCAAGUGUCAGCAGAGAAGCCAGCAGUUUACGGCUGGCGUGAGACUCUGCCUUGUGCUAACUCUGUUAGCACUUUACAGGGUUUACAGGGAGGACAGACACAGCAGAAACCCAGGUAACAGUGUUUUACAGGGAGGACAGACACAGCAGAAAGCCAGGUUUUCUGCUUACGUUCUUUCCUCUUAAUUUAUUGUGACUUUUACACAGUGCGGAAAAGUACACGGUUGUCUAUUUUUAAUAACUGCAUUUCAGAUGUGGAUUUUACAAGCAAUGAUGAUGAUGUGAAGUGAUGUAGUGUCAUCGCUGAGUUUAGGUUUUUGUCUUUUAAAUUUCCAUGGGUACCAAGUGAGUGGGCUUUUGAAAUGUGGCUGUGGUUUUAUUGACUGAAAAAAAAAAGGUUGAGAGCUGAAGUGUCCGGAUAGGGUGGAGGAGGUUUGCAAAGCUUUGGCCUUACUGACACAUUUUAUUUUAUUCCUUUGUAUAAAAAAAAACAACAACAAACGUCUCUGUAGGCUUUUCACUACCUCUCAUGUUGGUUAAUUUAUUUCACAUCUAGUUGUCAAUGUACAAGUUGUUUUUAGAUCUACUUGAAGCCUAACACUGUAAACAAAAUGUGCACAGAAAAAUGACUAUGUAUAUAGCCAGAGGGGUUAAAGAGAGCUUGGCCUAGUCAACAUUAUUUUUUUGUUUGUAUGUAUGUUUGUUUUAAAUUCUGUUGAGCUGAACUAGAUUUUGCAUCUCUGUAAAGAAUUCAGGAAUCCACUGUCUAAGGGCUAAUCCCAUUUUUGCCUAUGCAAAUCUGUUACUGUGGGUGAGUUGGGAAAGGGCAAACUACCGCGCCUUUCACCUGUUUCAGAAGGACCAUGGUUUACAUUGCCCUUUGCUGAUAUUCUUCAAUCUUAUUCAGCAAAAAUGUACGCUUAUUUUUGUUUAUAUAUAAAUAUAUAUAUAUAUACACAUAUAUAUAUAACAAGUAAUAUACAGAGAAAAUAGUAUAUGCCUUCGUGAUGAUAAAAAAGAAACCUUGCUGAAAACAAAUAAAUGUGUUGUUGUCUGACAUCAUGUGGCUGUGUGCUGGAGUCUUGGUAAGAUGAUAUAGACGACUGUUGAAGUUGACUGACUGAAGAAAACUCAGGCUACAACGCUAGUAGCUGACCCUGUACAGUAUUUGCUGAGGGGAAAACUUUAUUCAUCAUGACUUUCUGUGACAAACAUUGUCAUCCAGCCCCAGCCUGGGAGGUAACUUAGGUAUUCUCGCCACCCAGAACUUGUAAGUUUUAAAGCUAGACUAUGUAACUUUUGUUAAACAAAGGCUGUAUCCUCAUUCAAAAGUUACAUAGUCUCACUUUGAAGGUCUGAGUCAGAGAAAACCUUGAAACAAGUUGAGUCAUUUAUGUUAUCUGCCUUUGUCAUGUGCACUGUCUAUAUGUAAGUCACAUUUUAUAACCAGUAAUUAAUUAAUAAAAUUUAAGACAUUCCACUUGCCAUGAAAUAAUUAACAUGUUAUUGUGAUCAUAUUUUUGUUGUUUGUCAGUGACACUGCACAGCUGUUAUGAAUUUGUAGUUAAAUGAGUGCAGCACCAUGUCAUGAGCAAACAACAGCAACUUUUUUCUAUUCUUCAACUUGUUUGCUUUCGUAGCCACAUCCAGUCAGACUAUCACUGUGUUAAUACAGUAGCGUUGAUGUGGAAGACAUCAGCAGAAGAGGGUUGUCUGUUUUAAGAAGAGUCAGUUAUAUACAAGCCCGUUCACUCAGCUCACAUGAGCCACUUUUAGCUUUGAGUUGAGGUUUGAUUUAGAUCUAAUUUUAUUUUUUUAACUCUUUAUUCUUUCAGAAAAUUUAGCUCCUGAACAGAAAUAGAAAUGAGAAUAAGAAGAUUAAUGUUGUAUAGAUUUAUUCCACAAUUCCUCACAGUGCAUCAUGGCUAAAGAAAAGACAGUUUUAUCGACUGAUGCUGGUUUGAAACCUGCUUUGUGUGUUCCCUCAGUUGGAUUUGGUGCCUCUUUAUGCUUUGCAACAGACCUCAAGAUCUCUUUUUCUCUCUCUCUCUCUCUCUCGGGCUCUCACUUCCUCUUUCUGUAAAAUCACACAUCCAAAACUGUUGAUAGCAGUUAGAUGUUUGCUCACACCCUCAUAUUGUGUCUUUUGUACCUCUUUCAGAGGUGUUUGUGCUACUUUGGGAAAGAGAUCAUGUUUGUGCAGGUACUGGUGGAAGUAGGCUUUCAACAGCUUUAGGCAAUCACUUUUCUCUUUAUUGAUUUAGAUGCCUAAGCCGCUUCGGUUUUUGUCAUGCCUUUGUAGAUAGAUCACAGUCGAGAUGACCCACAGGUGAAAAUAAAAAGAAUUUUACUGUCACUUUAGGUGAUUAAAAAAGUGAUUUUUUUUCUAUUCAGCAUGCUUUUUGCUAAAUAAAUGAAAUAAUUCAGUUAUUUGCUAUAAACGAUACUGUAUGAGUAUGUAUUCAAGUACUGCAGUAUGCAGACAAUUAAAAAUAUCAGAUACUCUUUUGUGAGGUUCAUAUUUUUCUUCUAGUAUGUUUCACUAAUAUUGAUGGUUAUGGGGUCUUAAUUCUUGUUUUGAGUGUCUUAUUAAUUGCCAAAACAACUAAAUGACACUCUUUGUAUUAACAAAUAUAGACUAUGGUCGGUUAUUUCCACAUGCAUGAGUUGCAGAAAAAUUUACCAGGAAAGUGCAAGUGCAACAGGCUUUUUAAUCAGUCCAGCUCAACUUUUCACAAUUUUUCACUGGUUGCUUGACAACUUCUGAUGAUGACUGAGAUCCUGACUAUUUUAUUUACAUCAAGGCAGGUGAUCCAUGUAGUCACUAAUGCAGUGAGGAGUGAAAUGUAUUUCUCUUGCAGAGCCUUAUCAUGCCACACAAAGCAAAUGUGACCUCUAGUUUUCAUAUUUAUAAUGCAGAGAUGAGAAGAUGACAGUUGAGCUUUAAACUGCCAGUGAGAGUGAGCUCAUGAGCUCAGUAGAUUGCGCAACUUUCUCAAACAUCUCAGAGUGCUGUGUCCCUAACCUUCAGGGUCUUGCUGCUCAAGGAUCUGAUUGCUUUUAAUCAUGACUUUGAAUUUUAUCAAAGGAAACUGAUCAUCAAUCCUUGAUCGCUGUCCCUGAGAUGCAGGACUCUCUCCACUGUAGCACUGCAAGACUUUUCUAGACUUAUUAGUCCAACCUUGACAAAACGCCAUCCUCUGUUGUAGAAAAGCAAAGGAGGGACUAGUCUCAUCUAGCUUUGUCUUACAGGGAUGUAAAUCUGUACUUCAAGACAGAGCUGUUACAAGUUCAACAGCACUGAUUAUUAGGGCAUUUGUACAUUGUGAGAAAUUAUUAUUUAAUUAUGUUGGUAAUGGCAGUUCUCUGCAUGAUAGUAAAAUACAGAUUCACUAAGAACAGUAGAAUCAAGGAGAAAGAAAUAUUUACACCCAAGUCUAGUUUAGACAAUGUGGAUUCUCAACUUGGUUAACAAAUGUACAGUAGCUGUGUAAAACUGUAGUUAAAAUGUGAUUGGGGAGGAGAGUUGUUAAAGAAACAAUUAAUCAUUUUUGGGAAAUACACUUAUUCACUCUCUUGCUGAGUGUAAAGUGAGGAGACUGACACCUCCAACCUGUGCGCUAACCAGGAAGAUACAAGCAUCAGCUGGUUAGCUUAGCUCAACUAGGACUAACUAGCUAAGACUAAUGAGAUGAAACUGCUAGCCUGACUCUGUCCACUUCUAAAACUCACAUAUUUUACCUCGUAUGUUUAAUGCGUACAAAAACACCAGUAUUGUUUUAUGGGUGGUAACAUAAUGUGCAGGGUGCGAUUUGCGGGGGGGGGGGGGGGGGUGGAUGCGUGGUAUUUCCCCCCUUAUGGUUUGUAUAUCCCCCCAUCUGAGUGAUCUGCUUCAAUAGUGAUGCAACUUGUCACAAAACGCACAGCUCGGAUCGAUCCGUAGUUUUGUUAGGGUUAAAUUAAUUAGAAAAUGCGCUACUUUGGCUCUGAUCCAGCUGCCUCUCUCUGUCUAUGAGUCAUCACCAGGCUGGAGACUUGUUUAAUGUCCCGCCCACGGCAGUGUGUGAUUGGAUACAAGUCGCGAAUAAUAGCCUAUCAAUAGCCGAAGGGAAGACAGCCGAUAUUAGUGAAGCUGCAAUAAAUUCACAAUCUGACGAUCCGUUUCUACGAUGACAAGAAGCCCAGUGUCAAUGUUACACCUUUGAGCAUGCCCGAAAACACAGCUAAGGGGUUUCAGUUAAUGAAAGUGACGGCUUUUAAAUCAGUCUCUCUCUCCUUACCCACUCACUUCACCUGAGAGGUAGCAUGCAUCUGUUUUCCCUGCAGCUCUUCAUGGCGACGUGACGCUCCGUAUUACUUGAAUAAUAAACGGGGGGAGCAGUUCGGGGCGGUGGGAGGGGGUUUUACACAAAUCGCACCCUGGUAAUGUGUCAGUCUGUUUCACGACAGCUCAAUAAAUACUUCUGCUAAGCUAAGCUACCUGGCUGCUGGAUACAAACACGAGAGUGGUAUCAAGCUUCUCAUCUUACUCUUGGCCAGCAAAUAAGCUAAUUUCCCAAAUGUCAAACUGUUCCUUUAAAAAAAAAAAGAAAGAAAAAGACAACAAUAGUGGAGCUAUGUAGAAGUUUUAAAAUAGAAGGAACAGCAAGGUUAAAUUUGCCUGACAAGGUUUUCUAUAAAACUGUCCCAGUAAGUACAACAGUGCGUCUGGUGGAUUGUAUGUGCCAAAAUUAUAAUCUACCCUUUGUUUAAAUGUGAAGGGGUCAAAGGAAUUGUUGGAAAAUCACAUGGUCUGUUGGACUCAAAAUGUUCCUUACAAAAAUACAUUUUCAUGUUGCUGUCGUUGGGUUUGUGUAUCUCUCUGGAUCAUCCAUUACUUAAUCAACAGACCUGAAGACUUUGUAAACAGGCACUGAACACUUACAAGCAACCAUAUCAGAUCCAGUGGAAAUUGUAACUGUCACAAAAAAAAGCUGUUCACUAUUUUUUAUUUGUUUUGUACUGAUUUAAUUUAUUUUAACAGGAGGUUUAUUUUAGUCUUUUUUCUUUUUAUCUCAAAAGACACAAAUUGUUUUUCACUAGUUACCAUCGUGUUCAAUUGUGGUACAUUCUGAUCUACGGUUCAGUCUUUGUCUCUGUCUUUGUUUACACGAUGACAUCUUGCAUUAAGAGAAAACUUCAAACUAUGGUAACUGCCCUUGAUUAUCUGUAAUUUAAAUAGUGCUGCUAGAGAAAUAAAUCUACAUGUAACAACUUACAAUAAAUACUUAAUAGAUUUUUGCC
Messenger RNA from Micropterus salmoides (largemouth bass), 9718 nucleotides. RefSeq names its product regulator of G protein signaling 17 (gene rgs17). The coding region runs from base 561 to 1190 and encodes 209 amino acids. Lineage: Eukaryota; Metazoa; Chordata; Actinopteri; Centrarchiformes; Centrarchidae. The record is from RefSeq and is a predicted model, not a curated record. The transcript has 6 exons.